Molecule: messenger RNA, 480 nt
Organism: Opisthorchis viverrini
Lineage: Eukaryota; Metazoa; Platyhelminthes; Trematoda; Opisthorchiida; Opisthorchiidae
Exons: 3
Source: RefSeq, a predicted model, not a curated record
UACCGAAAUAUAAAAAAUAAGAAUAGGUUGUCAGCAUACCGUGUUUUCAGCUUUUAUCAGCUUACCGAAAUAUCCCUCUUAAGUUGCUUGCUACACAAUAGAACGGUAUUUUUUCUGGGAUGUCAUAGCCUAGUGGAUGGUAGAAUCCAGACGAAUAAUAUGGGAAAACAUUACCCUUUAAUAGCGGUUCAACCCAGACUGCAAAGUCAGGAAGCUUUCAGCGAGUCGAGAAUGUCUGGAUUUCUGUUCUCAUUUUGUUUGAAAUCACCAGAUUUAUACAAAACUUUGGGUAAAUUUAAACCUGGGAAUCCGGUUAAAAGUCUGAGGACUACGGCAUGGAGAUUGUUCAGUGGUGUGACCAAGCUGCAUUUUGACAGAAUAAGUGCGAACAUCAUCAACUAUGGCAUUCGCUUCAUUCAGUCUGGGACCUUCUGUCGUGAUUUCUUCUUGCGGCUGAUCGAUGGCGUGACUACUUCGCAG